GAUGAUUUCCAUUCUUCUUAACGCUCUCGUGCUGCUGUCGGCAUUGGGCCGAACUGGGGCAAGAUACCCAACAACAUCAUCGCCCUAUACAACCCCUUCAGUUCCCACCACAGACCUGCGUGGUCGAAUGUUUACAGUGUCGAACUACGGGGGAUUUAUCAUGUACACAGACGCGGUCUCUCCCUACUCCUCUCCCUCCCCCACUGCCUACCCCACUUCUUCUCCCUCCUCUCCAUACACCUCAUAUCCCUACACCACCCCCUCUCCCUCUCUCUCUGCUCUGACUGUGUGUCUGCGUUACAUGACCGAGGAGGGAAAAGACUUGACUCUCUUCAGCCUCACUCAGGGGAACUACUGGAACCUGUUACUGGAAAGGAACAGUGGGAUGGACCGCCUCUCCACCCAUUCCACCUCUCAGUACUUCCGCUCCUAUAGGCUGUUAUCGAAGUACAUCACAGACAUAGAGCACCGCCCCUGGACCAAUCUGUGUGUUACUUGGGAAGCAGAGACGGGUGUGGCCCAGGUGUGGAGGGGCGGGACUGUCAGCGUUAGGAAGAGAGUGCUUGGACAGGUGAACAGUGCACCUCUUGUCUUGCACAUGUAUCAGUUUGAGGGCCAGGUAACUGACGUGGAAGUGUGGGACAGAGUCCUCUCCUCGAGCGUGAUACUGGACUACAUGUCUGGGUGGUAUUACAACCCAAGGUUCUACCACUACACCCCUGGUAACCUGCUGACCUGGUCCAAGGCCAUCUACUCCACCACUGGAGACGUCCUCCUGGAGGGAAACGCCUACAACUCUGACCAUCAGCCUAUCAGGGGCCAGCACCAACCCCCAGGACCAAUGAGAGGGAAGAGAAAGAGGAAGUUUUUGAAGGGAGGGCGCAGAGAGAUUUCCACAAAAUCUUAACUUAGACUAGAAGAUGCCUAUAGAAAGUCUACACUCCCUUUAACUUUUCACAUUUAGUUGUGUCAGUGCAUGCAUUUAAAUUAGGAUUUUUCCACUUAUCUACACACCAUACUCUACACUUUUAAGAGGAUUUAUUUUAUUGUGAAAAAAAAGUAUAUAUUAAAAAUACGAAAAACUGAAAUAUCAUAAUUGGAUAAGUCUUCACCCCCCUGAGUUAAUACUUGGUUGAAGCACCUUUGGCAGCAAUUACAGCUGUGAGUCUGUUGGGAUAGGCUUCUACCAACUUUGCAAAUCUACAUUUGGCAUUAUUUGACCAUUCUUCUUCACAAAACUGUUCAAGCUCUGUCAAGUUCCUUAGGGACCAUUGAUGGGCAGCAAUCUUCAAGUCAUGCCACAAAUUUUCAAUUGGAUUUAGGUAGGGGCUCUGACUGGGCCACUCAAGGACAUUUACCUUUUUAUUCCUUAGCCACUCCACUGUAGCUUUGUCUGUGCUUCGGGUUGAUGUCAUGCUGAAAGGUGAACUUCCGUUACAUUUUCAGCUUUUCUGUACAUUGCUCCAUUAAUUUUCCCAUCUAUCCCGAUAAGGGCCGAUGAGAAACAUUCCCAUAACAUGAUGCUGCCACCACCAUGCUUCACAUUAGGGAUGGUGUUCUUUGGGUGAUGUGCCAUGUUGGGUUUGUGCCCAAUGUAACGCUUUAAAUUUAGGCCAAAAAGCUCCACUUUAGUUUCAUCAGACCACAAAACUUUUUUUCACAUGGUUACAGAAUCUCCCUAGUAUUUUUGUUGCAUAUUUCAAAUGGGAUUCAAGGGGCGUUUUCUUGAGUAAUGGCUUCCUUCUUGCCACCGUUCCAUACAUGCCAGAUUUGUGGAGUACUAUUGUUGUCACAUGCACACUUUAACCAGUCUUGGCCAUAAAAGCCUGAAGCUCUUUCAAAGUUGCCAUUGGACUCUUGGUAGCCUCUCUGAUCAGUCUCCUACUUGCUCUGUCAUCCAGUUUGGAGGGACCAGCCUGAUCUAGACACAGUCUUGGUGGUGCCAUACACCUUCCACCUCUUAAUAAUUGUCUUGACUGUUGCCCAAGGGAUGAUCAAGGCCUUUGAAAUAUUUUUAUAUCCAGCCGCUGAUUUGUGCCUUUCCACAACUUUGUCCUGGAGUUCUUUUUAAAGCUUUGGUGCUCAUGGUUAAAUGUCUGCUUUGCAAUUCACUACCCAGCAGAGCGAACCAACAGGAACUGCUGAAAUUAUCCUGAAAUCAUGUGAAUCCCUACCAUUUAACACAGAUGGAGGCCAUUUAACUUGGUGUGUGAUUUUGAAGGUAAUUUGGUACACCUGAGCUAAUUUAGGAUUGCUACUACAAGGGGUGUGGACACUUAUCCAACCAAGCUAUUUCCGUUUUAAUUUUUUAUUGAUUAAAACAAAUCCACAGUAUUUUUAUCCCUUUGUAGUUGUGGGGUAGGAUGUGUAGAUCAAUAAUAAGGAUCUACACAUAAUAAGGCGACAAAAAUAACAUUUUGAAAGGGAAUGUAGACUUUCUAUAUGUCCUAGCGAUGCUCCUUGGAUGAUAGUUGUGUAUCGCUAAAUUACUACAUUCUGAUUCCAAUAGAUUAACCAUGUCUGUUCUGAUGGUCUCCAAAUGAAGUCCUUCACUGGCUGAUGAUGUAAAAUAUGUUUUAAGGUAUUAAAUGAUUAAUACAUGAUUUAAAUGGUUGUUAAGCACUUAAAUUAAAAGCAAUUGAUGAUAAACAUUUUUGGAGAUUUUUGUAGGAGUAGGGUCUGGGAAGCCGUCGCUUUGGCAAGUUUAAUACUGAAAUGUUGCCAUGUCACAAAACAGCCU
Molecule: messenger RNA, 2740 nt
Organism: Salvelinus namaycush (lake trout)
Lineage: Eukaryota; Metazoa; Chordata; Actinopteri; Salmoniformes; Salmonidae
Product: C-reactive protein-like
Exons: 3
Coding region: 2-907 (301 amino acids)
Source: RefSeq, a predicted model, not a curated record